Molecule: messenger RNA, 1041 nt
Organism: Trametes versicolor FP-101664 SS1
Lineage: Eukaryota; Fungi; Basidiomycota; Agaricomycetes; Polyporales; Polyporaceae
Exons: 2
Coding region: 1-1041 (346 amino acids)
Source: RefSeq, a predicted model, not a curated record
AUGGACAAGCUAGCAGUCGAACUACUCACCGAGAUCUUCCUAUAUGCCUGCAGUGACGGCGGCCAGACCGGCUGCUCGCUCGCGCUCGUUUCCAAGCGCGUCCGCGCCCUCUCCCGCCCAGCCCGCUUCUUCUCCGUCGCCCUCUUCAGCUCGCCCACAAAGAUCGAGCAGUUCCUCCAUGCCUACCAACAGGAACGUGCGCGCGCCCCAGACAUGCUCCCCCGCGUCCGCCACCUCUGGCUCUCUUACGACGAGAACGGCGAGGGCCACUCGGGCAUGCCCAUGGCCGUCGCGCCUGCAAAGCCACCAACCUCGCGCGCGGAGUUCCUCGCCGCGCUGCAGCGGCGCACGCAGAGCUGGCGCUCCGCGCAGGUUAACCUCGACGAGCAGUACAACCGCGUGAUCCCGAUGCUCAUGCGCGAGGUCUCCCCAGACCUGCACUCGCUCGCGCUCAACCAGUCACGCUGGCGGAGCACGGCUGCUGUGCGCUGCAGCUUCCCGCGCCUGCGCGAGCUGACGUGCAUCGGAGGCGACCCGAGCUUCCUCCCGUUUGCCCUGGCGGACGAGGAGGGCGCGCCGCUGUACCCUGCGCUGCAGCGCCUGCAUCACAUCCUCACGCCGAACUGCAAAGACGUUAACUUCAUAAACUGGGCAAGGCAUGCACCCGCGCUCACGCAUCUGCGGGUCUCGCGCCUCGACUUCUGGCCACGCUCGACGGUAGAGACGCUGGAGGAGGUCAUCAGCGAUGCAUCCACGAACGAGUACUUCCCGAACCUGCAGCAAGUGAUCAUUCUACCCCACCCGCCGCCCCCUCCAGGCACGAGCGUAUCCGAGGCAUGCUACCACCAGUUCCAGCUGUACCUGCACGACCUCCCCGAGCGCGUCAAGGCGCCGCUGGAAGUCUUGCCGCCCAUGAUCAAGGCUCGCCCGCACCAGGGGCUUGACGCGCCCAAGGAGUGUAUAGUGAACCUACGCAGGCUGUGGAUCGCGCGGAUUGAGGGGCUCCCGGGAUGCUGGGCGAUUGGGCCGCCGCGGGCGUGA